AUGAAACUCAAUCAAGAUUGUCUUACGGCAAUAUUCGAAUUUUGUGAUAUAAAUUCUUUGUAUUCUUAUUUACUCGUUAAUAGAUUUUGGUGUAAAACCGCGAUUCCAAUUUUAUGGAGAGAUCCAUGGAUAAUCACAAAAACUCUCAACUCUAAAAGAGCGAAGAUAUUCUUCAAUACAAUUUUCCAACUUUUGCCGGAAGAAUCAAGUGAUUUAUUAAAAAGUCAAGGUAUUGAUGUUCCUCAACGACGUAAACCUCUAUUUGAUUACAUCGGCUUCUGUAAAUACCUUAGGAAACUCGAUAGAGAAGUUUUUUAUGAAUAUAAUGAUGAACAAGUUAAAUUGUUGAGACAAGAGAUAUUUAAACAAUUUAUUAGCAAUUGUUCUAAGCUCGUACUCUUUGAUACGACCGACGUUGAACAUACAGUACUUGAAAUUCCUAGAGCAGUAACCAUCUUUUCUGACCUUUAUGAAUUACAUUGUAAAAGCACUGAUAAUGCAUCACUUUUCUUUGGAUUGGCUCGGAUUUGUAAAUUUAUAGAAAAGUUUUAUAUUAAACAUACAAUUCCUAAUCUUGGACUUGCCGAAUUAAUUAAAAAUCAAUUAAAAAUCAAAUAUUUAAAGAUAUAUGGGAGCAGAAUUGAUGAUGGAGAAAUUUGUUCGGCAAUAUUGAAACAUUCUCACACCCUUAUUGUUGUGAGCAUACCUAUUGAAAAGGAUUUACCUUUUCUUAACGAUCUUAUUUUGGGAUUAAAUAAUAUACAGAAAUUGGAAUUAACUCACGGUGUUUAUGAUUCGGAAGUUUAUAAGCAAUUAACUUUUCCAUCUUAUCCCAAUUUACAAGUUAUUGACCUUAAUUUAUCCUACUCUGUCGCUUCCAUUGCAGCUUACAGCAUAAUCCUAAAAUCACAUAAUCUUCAAAUAAUUGUGCUCCGUUUUAAUGCUUAUAAUUAUUCAGAGAAUAUUCUGUCGGCGAUCUCUCAAUGUUGUCCAAAACUUAAAUGCCUUAAAUUUUAUUUAGAUAAGGGAUAUCUCCCCAUAUUUCGGAAAGUUUUAAUCAACUGUCAACUGUUAGAAGGAAUAUUCAUUGACACAAACAGAAAAUAUCUUUCUCAACAUGGUAUUGAAUUAUUGAAGAUGUUGACAACAUCAGCUCCACUUGGUUUAUAUAAGGUGCAUAUUGGUAAUUUUAGUUAUUUUAAAAUGGAAUGUUUGAAAACCUUUUUUGAAAAUUGGAAAGGACGAAAACCAUUGUUGUUAUCUUCGCUUGAGGUUGAAGUGGAAGAUAAAAAAUCAGAUAAUAUUGAAAGGUUGGAUGAUUUAAUUAAUCAUUAUAAAAAUGUUGGUGUCAUUAAAGAAUAUGGAGAUGAUGCGGUUAUUUUGAAUGAUAAUUUUGAGAGAUUUUAUUAA
Messenger RNA from Funneliformis mosseae, 1410 nucleotides. NCBI's taxonomy places the organism in Eukaryota, Fungi, Glomeromycota, Glomeromycetes, Glomerales, Glomeraceae. The record is from the annotation of a GenBank genome assembly.